Molecule: messenger RNA, 2925 nt
Organism: Trichophyton rubrum CBS 118892
Lineage: Eukaryota; Fungi; Ascomycota; Eurotiomycetes; Onygenales; Arthrodermataceae
Exons: 1
Coding region: 644-1339 (231 amino acids)
Source: RefSeq, a predicted model, not a curated record
CUUCCUUUCAGCCAGGAAGGUUGAGCCUUGCACUUGCUUGCUCGUCACUUCCAAUUUGUCCUGGUUCAAGUCCAUCCUGAAGUAAAGAGACAGCUCAUAAUACCCAGAAGGAAGAAUAAUGGUCAUCUGCCUGCCCGCCUGACGUGGGAUGGGGAUGUCCCGGAUCAAUGGAAUGUGACCAUGCAAUAAUCGGACCAUUAUUUUUAUUCUUGUUGACCGUACCUUUACACUAAUAUUGUGUGUCCUUUUUUCCCUUUGCUUGCCUGUGAUCCUUUCCACACUUUUUCGGCCGGAAUAGUGGUAUCAAACUGUGAGUUUGAGCGCCAGCAAAGUGGCUUUGCGGACUGGUUGAGCUCCCUUGGAAUGUCAAUAGCUCGACACCAUGAAGGUUAUUUCUCCCUUGAGGGUCAAAAAACGGGAUGAGGAAGAGCUGGCCUUGAAUCCCGUAUUUCGGGCUCUAAGGAAGCAGCUGGGUGAAAACAUAAGGCUCAGGUGAGUGUCAUAAUAAUAGGCUUGUUUUCCGGCAAAGUUCUCCCGGGCUGAUUGAUCGCCCUCUAGGUUCUGUCCUGCUCAUGAACCCAACGUUUCUGCGGAUGAAAAGAAAGUCUUCGAGUUACACCGAGACAUACUUCAUGCUGUAUUCAUGCCCUUGAAGCAACUCAUCAUCCACGCAACCGACAUAGCAUCCCGUUCGCUCCCAGAUUAUCUUGUAUCAGACCCAGAGCUGGCUUUCCACGGUGAAGCACGCAACGCAUUUACAUGGCUUCGCUCUAUUAUUACCGACGAGCCUGACUGGUGCAUGACCAACGGCUGCCCAGCCUGCGUCGUCCUUCACAUCUUCCACUCUGAACCCCUGAUACGCAUUGUAUCUGUUGCCUGUCGAGUGUCCAACUGGAUGUCCCACGUCGGACUGAUGGAGCCGUCCAUGAAGCUACCAAAUUUCAACUUUUGGACGCAGUCCCUUGCGAAGGCAGUCAUUAAUGACUAUUUCUGGGGCUAUAAUUACUGGAUAGAGACGUAUGACCGAUCAGUAUACAUGGAUCUGAGUACUAGAAAGCUCGUCUAUCAGUGCUUCGAGAUCCGUGAUGCUGGCUAUAAGAUUCCUCAUCGGCCGCUGGGCUAUGACCCAGGCGUCACUGCAGAUGGCAGACCUAGGAUCCAUAUUGAAGAUACCCCACAGCCUUUAUUCAUGCCCGAGGAGAAUAUUGAGCAUGAGAAAUGGGAGGAACUUGUUUUGAUGGCGAAGAAGAAAAGAUCUCGCUCUCACCUACUACCUCGCACUGGAGGUCAAGGGUUUACCCCUCGAAAGCACAGUAGAAACACGGCUGUUGUAGUGUAAGUUAGAAGAGAGGCUAUGUUUAUUGCUCUGGGUUUUUGCCGGGCGUUAAGGAAUGGAUGUACGACCGGGCUCGUUCUAUUAAACCGUACCGUGAUGUUUCGUGUAGUAUGAAUUAUCAGAAAUUCAUUUCUGUCAUUGCUUGCCUGACCUGCUAUAUAUGUAAACUCCACUUAGCCACCCCGUUUCCUGGGCGUCUAUCAUUGCUCAAGUACUCCUGAUCCAACAGACGGCAUGCGGAUUAUAUGUAUGUCCUCGGAUAGGUACACCGCAGAUUCAACUUCGGUUUCUUGUCUAAUAGGCUAUCGUGGGCGAAAUGAUGAUACCAAUAAUUAGUAGGUGGUUUAUAGAAAACAAUAGCAGUCAUCGCCCUGAUUCUGGAAGAAGACACGAAUCAAUACCACAGAAAGGCGUCAAAAAAGUCUGAUAUCCGUCAGCCAGUUCGUAGGGCGUGUGGAUCGCCAAUGUAUCUCACGACCAACUUCAUUCCCUUUAACCGUAUACGCAUUGAGAUCAUAUACGUGUAUCACUCCGAAGCAGGGGAUAAAGACAUUUUGAUUCAUCCUGCUCUAUCAAUCUUCAUCCUUUUAAUCUGUUGAUCAAAGCAUUGAUCAUAGACAAGCUGCUGACAUUUUAAACGGCUGAUAGGUGUUGAUGGCUCUUGGUAUAUCUGCGGUGGUAUUGCCCGACAACCACGAGAAGAGUAAACGGUAAUUGUUCCAUCGUGAUGACAUUUGAAUCAUCUUCAAGAAAUUGGCUGUGAUAAUUGCCCCUUUUUCAUAUAGACCAUACAGGCCCUGGCAUCUGAUAGCUGAGAUAUGGUCGCGAGGCAGUUGGCAUUCUCUGCUAACGAUAUAGAGGGGAUAUGGGUAUCAACUGAUAUAAUUUAUUACAAGGCAGCACAGUAGUUUAUAUCAUCGAUUACUACCAAGGCAGUAAUAUUAGACCAACUCGCAGCUGGGUUUUGAUAAAUAUUAGUACAUUCAGGUUCGUGCUGAACAGUCUGAAUUGGCCCGCCAGACGAGCCAGGAUAUUAUCCAGACUAAUUUCAAUUCCUUCCAUGGACAUUGUUCAUAAGACACGAAGGGCUUCCUCCGCAUUUUGUUUCAAAAAGGCAUGCAGAGCCAGUCAAUCGGUUGGAGACGCGGAUGAGCUGCAAUGAUUCAGCGGGAGUGGGACAAGCCACUCUGCAGUUUGAUCAAAGGAGCUCAUUAAUUGGGACGCCCUAGCGAACGGGACGCAGUUCCGAGGGCAAAUUGAUGGCUGUAUCUGCAUGGUAAACGGGAUGGCUAGGAAUCUCUCUCGUGGGAUGAUGGAUUGUGUUCAAAGAAAGGGUAUAUAUAUCCAGGCAACAAACAAUGUGGCUGUGAAAAUGCGGCCGGAACUCGAACAAAGCUCUCAUCAGGACCCAUGAAUGGCUUGAGACUGCAUCGACGUCUCCUCCAAUACGGCUUGGGUGACUGGCCAGUGUGAAUUGAGGAGCGGUGGAUGUGGCUGUGGACGCAGCAGAGGGCAAAAAGGUGACGUCUCCAACAUGGCCAAAAAAAAUAUAUAGUUAUAUAUCAAGACAACAAACGCCAGGGCAAGAU